Molecule: messenger RNA, 1164 nt
Organism: Epithele typhae
Lineage: Eukaryota; Fungi; Basidiomycota; Agaricomycetes; Polyporales; Epitheliaceae
Exons: 7
Coding region: 1-1164 (387 amino acids)
Source: RefSeq, a predicted model, not a curated record
AUGGCGCACGCGGGGACGAGGGUGGUGAGGGUGGUGAGGGAGGUGGAUGCGCGGAGGUUGGGCGCGCACCUUAGAGCUGGGGCGUUUGAGCGGGAGAGGAGGGGGCGCGAUGAAGGGAACGGAAGGGGUGCUUACUGGGGUACGUGGGAACGCCGUCGGGCUCGGGUGGUCGAGGGGACGGGGGAACAGGUCGAGGGCGGCACGGAGGAUGACAAGGCCGAGGCGGAUGAGGUCGAGGGCGGCGUGGAUGAGGGCGACGCGCAGGCGCGCAGGGAGGUGGGGAGCGCGGGAGAGGACGAGGUGGAGGGCCGGGACGAGGUUGGGGAGGUGGAGGGCGACCUGAACGGAGGCGGGCGAGGGAGAACCGCCUGGGGCGAGCGAUAUGACGGGGUGCCGAUGCGGCGAGGGUGUCCGAGGAGUAGGUCAAGGUGGGUGCGGAGAACUAGAGCGGAGCCCGAGCCCAAGCGCGGACGUCGACGCAGACGGCGGGAGGCCGUAGCCCGACGCACGCCGGGAUGCACGAGCUCGCUCGCGCCCAACGCGGACGUGGACGUGUCGAGUGGUGCCUGGGAGAGCGGCUGGCGCAUGGGCGACAUACGUGGAGAGGCGGGCGACGCAGAGGCAAAGGAGGCCGGUGCAGAGGAGAACGGCGCGGAGAUUCGAGACGACGUGGACACGGAGGACGCGGAGGAGGAGGAGGGCAGCGGAGGCGAAGGCGGGCUAGGUGGACAUCCCGGCACGAACGAGCUGGACAUGCAGGAGAGCGGAGGGGGACGUCUGGGUGGACGUCCUCCGCAUGCCGUAGGUGUCGACGCGGAGGAGCGCAGCGCAGGCGAGGCGGAGGGCGGUGAGGAGGUGGACGACAGGAGGUGGUGGGCGACGAGGAAGGCCGCGACGCGGGCAGAGGUGGACAACGCGGACACGGAGGGGGCGGAGGUCGAGGUGUGCGACAUGGACGCGGAGGUUAAGGGCCAGGUGGAGGCAGGGGCGAGGACGGGCGGCGAAGGAUGGGAAGGGGGCUGGGAGACGGGUUGCGCCAGGAGAGGACCCGCACACCAAGUGCCGUCUCGGGGUGUCCCACGGGAUCUCUACGCCAUCCUGUCGACCUUCAUCUUUCACUCCUUGGUCGCCUUCCACCUGAAUUACGUGACCGCAAAGUCGUGA